UUAAUCAAACCCGUAUGCUCAGCCCGAAACUCCAUUUUCUUCCCAACAAAUUCAGAAAUCUCCGUGUAGCAGGUGGUAGUUGCGAUUUUCUCUCACAUCCUCUCCCUCCAAUGAAACCAUCAUCCCCUUCCUCCUCCUCCACCUCUCGGCUCUACUGGAUGAUCAGAGCCGGUAUAAUUUUUUACAAAAAAAGAUACGGGGAGACAUAUUGAUUAUACGACGCCCACGCGCCGCCGGCGAUGAGCACCAGAGACGAGAUCGUGGAGGAUGGGCUUCGCCGGCCGUUGCUCCACACCGGAAGCUGGUACCGGAUGGGGUCUAGACAGGGAAGCAUGUUGGGCUCAUCGAACCAGCUGAUUCGCGAGUCCAUUUCCGUUUACCUCUGCGUCCUCAUCGUCUCUCUCGGCCCAAUUCAGUUCGGCUUUAAUUGUGGCUACUCCAAUCCCACUCAAGAUGAAAUUAUUGGAGAUCUUGGACUUACCAUUUCAGAGUACUCUAUGUUUGGAUCCUUAGCAAACGUGGGUGCCAUGGUUGGAGCAAUAGCUAGCGGUCAGAUAUCAGAGCACAUUGGACGAAAAGGGACACUUAUGGUUGCUUCAAUUCCUAAUGUAAUAGGAUGGCUUGCCAUUUCAUUUGCCCGAGAUGCAUCUUUUUUAUACAUGGGAAGGUUAAUGGCAGGUUUUGGUGUUGGGAUUAUAUCUUAUGUGGUUCCAGUCUAUAUAGCAGAGAUUUCUCCUGAGGACAUUAGGGGAGUUCUUGUGGCCACUGUCCAGCUAUUUAUUACAGUUGGGAUAAUGCUUGCAUAUCUAUUGGGACUUUUUUUGCCUUGGAGAGUGAUUGCGGUCAUAGGGAUGAUACCGUGCACAAUACUGAUCCCCAGUCUGUUUUUUAUACCAGAAUCUCCACGUUGGUUGGCCAAUGUGGGGAAGAAUAAUGAUUUCGAAAUGUCAUUGCAAGUUCUACGUGGAUUUGAUACAGAUAUAUCAUCUGAAGUGAAUGAUAUCAAGAAAUCAGUGGCAUCAUCUGGUAAAAGCUCAAGUACUGUCCGGUUUUCAGAACUCAAGAAACGGCGAUAUUAUUUGCCUUUGAUGAUCGGCAUUGGAUUACUUUCUCUCCAGCAACUAUGCGGAAUCAACAGUGUUUUAUUCUAUUCUAGUAAGAUCUUCGAGUCUGCUGGAGUUUCAUCCAGUAAAGCUGCAACUUUUGGAAUUGGGGCUAUUCAGGUUAUUGUGACUGUGGUUGCUACAUUGUUGAUGGAAAGGGCUGGCCGUCGGCUGCUACUUCUUAUAUCAGCAUUAACAAUGACUUUUGGAACGCUCCUUGUUGCAGCUGCAUUCUUUUUGAAGGAUUGCACUCCAGAGCAUUUGCACUCCCACUUUGGAGUGAUAUCGGUGAUUGGGCUGCUGAUUUUGGUGAUUGGUUUUGGGCUUGGAUUGGGUGGUGUCCCGUGGAUUAUAAUGUCCGAGAUACUGCCGGUAAAUGUCAAAAGUCUAGGCGGUAGUGUGGCAACACUAUCGAAUUGGAUGUCCGCCUGGGUUGUCACAAUGACUGCAAACUUGCUUAUGGAUUGGAGCAAAGGAGGAACGUUCACCCUGUACGCUCUAGUGUCAGCCUUCACAACAGUUUUCGUAUACCUCUGGGUGCCCGAGACCAAAGGAAAGACGCUAGAGGCAAUUCAAUUGUAUUUCAGAUAGAGCCAUCAAUCAUCAAAUCAUCUCCAUCUUCAUCAAGUCUUUCUCUAUAUAUAUAUAUAUACACUGAGUAAACAAGACAGAGGAGAACAUUAUGGAAUGAAAAAGGAACGAACAU
Molecule: messenger RNA, 1809 nt
Organism: Cuscuta campestris
Lineage: Eukaryota; Viridiplantae; Streptophyta; Magnoliopsida; Solanales; Convolvulaceae
Source: the annotation of a GenBank genome assembly